AUGAAAAAGAAGGGCUCAUUCGAGUGGACUCUGGAGGCUGACGCGGCCUUCCAAGACCUCAAGAGGUACCUCACAAGCCCACCGGUGAUGGUAGCACCGCACCCCCUUGAACCUUUGGUGCUCUACCUGGCCUCCACGCCUCACUCUGCCAGCGCAACGCUGGUGGCGGUCCGGGAGGAGCGUCUGGUCAAGGGCUCAUGGAGCAGUACCUCUUACCCGGUCGGGAUGUCGCGGCCUCAGGACGGCGCUCCUGAGGCCUUGGCCGCCCCACCGGUCAGCGUGGCUCCUAAGGAUGGCAUCCCCGAGGCCAUGGCUGCCCCAACACAUGACCAACCUCCAGAGGUCCCCCAGUCUCAGGAGGUACAGGACCCCGCCGACGCCUCCACCCUCGUCGAACACCCAGUCAAAAUUCCCCUCUCGCCGCUGGAUACGUCCAACUCCGCCGGACGCGUCCACCGGCCACCUCACCCGAACCAAUCCCCACGCGACACGUCACCUCCGCCGCCGCUCCUGGCCAACCAGGCGCCGCCACCUCACCCAGCCGGUUCCCCUCCACCGCGCCUCUCCACCGCGGGCCCGCCGAGCCCGAGCCAGGCCCUCCCCGGCCCGGCUCCCCGCUCCGCCGCCCGUCGGAGUUCCGCCGCCGCCCUCGCCCUCCGUCGCCGCUGCCUCCUCGCGAGCGUCGCCCGCACGCCGGCCACCACGCGCCGUCCCGCCGCCCGCACGCCGGCCACCGCGUCGUCGCCGGAGCUCCAGCCUCCGCCGCCGCACCUCUUCACCGGCGCCGCCCCCGCGCUGCCUCGUCCCGUCCGCUCGACCUUCCUGACCACCUCGGCAUCCGCGCCGUCGCCGGAGAAGCUCGCCGCCGGUGUUGACCUGCCCCUGGACCAGAUCCACCGGGAGUUAUAG
Messenger RNA from Aegilops tauschii subsp. strangulata, 909 nucleotides. The record is from RefSeq and is a predicted model, not a curated record. Lineage: Eukaryota; Viridiplantae; Streptophyta; Magnoliopsida; Poales; Poaceae.